UCGCAUGUUUGUUUUGGAGCGAAGUGCUCGUGAAGGCUGCGCAGGUUUCCCCUCCACGCGGACCUUUCUCGCCCUCUCCGCACGAUGCCGCCGAGCGCCGGCGCCGCGCGCUUCCCCGCGCGCCUGUGGGAGGAGGUGCUGCGCAGGGGCAGGCACGCGGUGGUGUUCAUGGACGAUCCCUGCGCGGAGAGCCUCCAUUGGAGCGGGGGCGUCUCGCGCCUGCUCGAGGCUGGGGCGCGCAACGUCAAGCAGCUCUCCAGCUUCGAAGCCGGUGCAGAAGACGAGCCGCGCGCGCUGUUCGUGGUCAGCACGCUCCUAAAGGGGAGGACGGCGGACGUCAUUAAAGAUGUGGUCUCCCUCAGUCGUUUCCGGUGCUGCGUCGUGGUCACGGCCAUGCCUCACUCGCUGCACCUCCUCGCCGGCGGGGUCACCGCCGAGCUUGACGGGAGCCCCGUCUUUCAGCAGUUCGAGGAGCGACUGCGCGAGUGGAUGGGGGACGCGAGCUGCACCGCGGAGGUUGUGCACGUGCCCGUGGUCUUCGCCCAGCUGUCCCCUCAACUGCUCCUUGUACCUUCAUUCGCGGAUCUGUUUCCCCUGCUGGAAACCGACCUCAGGUCCAUCGACGGGAACCGGCCGGAGAAGAGACGGCACGGGCGCCCGAUGGACGUGGACGUGCACGCGCUGCCUCUCGCGCUGCAGGUCAAAGUCAAGGCCCUGGCGUCCGCGCUGAACGCCCUGUUUGAGCUGUCUGGUACGCGCGAGGAGAGCUUCGCCGUCGGGCCGAUGAGCCGUAUGAUCGCAGGCGAGCUGGCCAGCCAGGCCAAAGCCGGGAGGAAAGCCGCAGUCCACAAAGCAUCAGUAGUCUUCAUUGACAGAACCCUGGACCUGACAGGAGCUGUGGGUCACCAUGGUGACAACCUGGUCGAGAAGAUCCUGUCUGUCUUGCCUCAGCUGCCAGGUCACGUGACUGACGUUCAGGUGGACAUGGUGGGACUCACGCAUCUGCAGCACACGCCCACGGUGCAGGGCACACUGGCGCCCGGAUGCCUGGCACAGAAUCAGUCGGCCACGGCACGGUUGCUGUGGGAGACGAUGCUGGUUGCUAAGCAGAAGGAGGCCGUGAUGGAGGUGAGGAGGCACCUGGUUGAAGCUGCCAGCAAGGAAAACCUGCCAUUCAAGAUAAACCUAGGGCGGGUGACAUCGGAGCAGCUCUCCUCUUACGCGCAGUUGUUUCGUGGCAGCUGGGGGGCACUGCAGAGUCACUGUGGGGUCCUACAGCUGGGCCUGGCCACUGCCCAGACCCUCCGCCCCGCCGGCCUCGCACGCUGGGAUGCCCGCCUCGCCUUCGAGAAGCUCCUCCUACAGGCACUGGGAGACUCUGGACUGGCGGACGUGCUGAAACAGCUACUCACCAUCGUGAAGUCCAGCGGCUCUGGUUCUGGUGCGGGUGGAGGGGACGAUGAGCUGAGUGUGGACGACCUGCUGGUUCUGCUAGUGUAUGUCUACUCCCUGGGCCAGGAGACGCAUGUGGGCAGGAGUCACGCAGAGGAGCAGGUGGAGGAGGAGCUGAUUGGGGCCCUCACGCGCUCACUGACCAAUCAGACGACACUGAGCCAGUUGCUGCAGGAUAUUACAGGCGUGUCCACUCCUGAGGAGCUGACAGUGGAGCGUGCACACACAGCUCUGGAGCGUGUGUUUGAGACGUUGAGAACGCUGGGACAUUCCCGCUCUCAACUCAGACAGUUCCGUUCUGUUUAUAACGCCGGUGACACCACGCACCAGGCGACGUAUCGUCCGUUCCUGAAGCAGGUUCUGGAAGAGAUCUUCAGACCAGGUCGUCCUGAGUGUCCCGACAUUGAGCACACGUCAGGAGGACUUACUGACCUGCUGAAGACUGGGAUCAGUAUGUUCAUGAAGGUCAGCCGGCCCCACCCAAGUGAUCAUCCUUUGCUGUUUCUCUUCCUGGUGGGUGGAGUCACCCCUUCAGAGCUCCGCCUUAUUCGCGAGGUGGUCUCCGCCCAUAAAGCAGGAACACAGGUGUUGGUGAUCUCCACAAGGCUGCUGAGACCAGCUGAUAUUCCACACCUACUGUUCGGCACAGGCAGACUUACACCAGACAUCGGAGUGUGAGAGGAGAAUGCAGACCACACACAUUCUUACACUCUCUGAAACAAGCACCAUAUAUUCACAGACACACACAGUUUGCGGAAAACAGUAAUUGGUCAGCUUCCUUUUUACGAGAGAGCAACACACACUCCUGAUGUUGACACCCAAAUGUCUCCCCACAACACACACUGAAAGCCAACUGGACAGGAAGCGGCUGUAUGAGUUAUGGGUUAGGUAGCUAGAAUGGGCAGGGUUCCGGAGGUUUUGGAAGACUGCUGAAUUUGGGGACUGUCUGGUGAAUGUGGGAACACUUUAUAAUGAGGACAACAACGACAUGUUGGAGGGACGUUUGUGGUCUGCUGUUGAAAAUCAGUGCUCAGAGCUCUUUCAACACUCUUGCAUAUAAAUGCACAUUUCCUUGUGACCAAAAAACCUAAAAGGAUCAUCAGAAAUGUGUAACCUAAUUAGCGUAAAUAAAUAAAUUUACAAGACCCUUA
This is a messenger RNA of Electrophorus electricus (electric eel), 2603 nucleotides long. It is a transcript of the gene scfd2, whose product is annotated as sec1 family domain containing 2. The record is from RefSeq and is a predicted model, not a curated record. Gene Ontology annotation, biological process: vesicle-mediated transport. Lineage: Eukaryota; Metazoa; Chordata; Actinopteri; Gymnotiformes; Gymnotidae.